UAACAUUGAUGAAAUAAUGUCAAAAUUGAUAAGAUUGGAGAUCUACCUAUUUGUCAUCAUUUGUGUUUAUUAGAAAAUAAAAUUCGACAAUAAUUUAUUAAACCUUCACUUUGCCUUAACAAUAUUACGAUUUAAGUGAACUUAUCGUUGCUAAUAAAUACAUCAAAAUGCAAGAUACAAGACCAGAGUUAUAUGAAGAAGUAAAGCUUUAUAGAAAUGCCAGGGAACGUGAAAAGCAUGACAACAUGGCGGAGUUAUAUGCUGUGGUCAGCACACUGCAGCAUUUGGAGAAGGCAUACAUGAGGGACUGUGUCCGAGCGCAGGAGUACACUGCGGCCUGUAGCAGGCUGCUGGUCCAGUAUAGAGUGGCCUUCAAACAAGUGCAGGCUGAUGAGUUCCCGAAUAUCGAAGCUUUUGUUGCAAAAUAUAGAUUGGACUGCCCGGCGGCUCUGGAGAGGAUAAGGGAGAACAAACCCAACCUCAUCAAGGAUGACAAGGGCAACACCAACAAAUACAUCGCUGAGAUUGUUUCGCUAUUUAUAACCCUGAUGGACAAGCUCCGUCUGGAGUUCCGCGCGAUGGACAUGAUCCAGCCGGAGUUGCGUGACUUGCGCGACACCAUGGACAGACUCAUCAUGCUGCCCGAGGACUUCGAGGGGAAGAUCAAGGUACAAGAAUGGGUAGACAAGCUGUCAGAGAUGUCAGCAUCAGACGAGUUGUCAGAGAGUCAGGUGCGGCAACUACUGUUUGACCUGGAGACUUCGUACGGAGCGUUCAACAAGUUCCUGCACAAGGACUGAGGGGUGGCUUAGAUGUGACCAGCUCAAACAGCGUUGUGUACUCACCAGUAGCUUGUUUAUGUGAAUAUUAUUAAAUUGUUAAGUAUAUAUAUACCCUAAAUAAUAUAAAUAUUGUCUCAAACGUAUUGUUACAUUAUUUGCUCUGCAUAUCAAGCUCAUAGCUUCAUUUCAUUAAUGAAAUAUACGAGAAAUUGUGUUUAAAUUGUUGUAAUGUAUUGUGACACACGAAUAUAGUCUUUAAUGUCCAUGUUUUAAAUUCUACUUCGUAUUGAAAUGCUGUAAAAGAGGAGGUGGUUGUUCACUAGUAUCCUUUUGUACAUUAAGAUUUACAUUUCUUUAUUAUAACCAAUUAAAAUGUCCACUAAAAAUUUGAUUGUUUAGAAUAUUGUUUCAUUGUUAAUAAAUAUUGUGUGUCUAAUAGGUACAUUUUAUUAUAAUGCAGUAUGUCAUUCCAUAACAUUAGCUCAGGUUGCGCCUUCAUUGAACUAGUCACAAAGAAAAUAAUUUCUAUAAGCACCUCUGAUUCUCUGCCUACUCUUUCAUGAAUAAAUCCUAUAUAAACACAAUUGUUUUGUUUAGCCUGUACUGAGCAAUGUAUUAUCUAAAUAUUUGAAACUCAUACGAUUUAUUAUAGACAUUGUGAUGUCGUUUUUAUUGUUAAGUGAAUUUACUACGAAUAAAUUUUAUAUUCCACACGAA
Messenger RNA from Spodoptera litura, 1499 nucleotides. RefSeq names its product vacuolar protein sorting 28 (gene Vps28). Gene Ontology annotation, cellular component: ESCRT I complex. Gene Ontology annotation, biological process: protein transport to vacuole involved in ubiquitin-dependent protein catabolic process via the multivesicular body sorting pathway. Gene Ontology annotation, molecular function: protein-containing complex binding. The record is from RefSeq and is a predicted model, not a curated record. Lineage: Eukaryota; Metazoa; Arthropoda; Insecta; Lepidoptera; Noctuidae.